UUUUGAUUAACCAUUGUGCGGCAUAUUUUGUGCCAUUGUAUCGUUGGGUUUUGGUUUUUUUACAUUUCAAAUUAAAUAACAUUAAGUUCAGUAAUGACGUUGCAAUGUUCCUGUUCUGUGGAAUGGUCAAACGCUCAAGGCGUUGUAUUGAGACGUUUCAAGUCAUUGACGACCAAACUGGUAUUGACUCGCAACGAUUUUCGAGACAUUUUCAUUGAUGUAUCAGCCGACAAAGGUGUAGUUCACCGUUUAGCAUUGAAAGAUAUAGCAGUACACAAACGUUUUGCCAUUGACGGCAAAGCAACAAUCCAUUUUAAAACUGAUAAGGUCAUGAUGAUGAUUUCAAAUGCUCCUGUCGCACAAUUGGGGGAAUUUCUAAAGACCCUUUUUGUCAAGGUGACAGGACGUAAGGAAUCGCCUCAGGUUAAAAUCAGGGAUCGACUUUUAGCUGUUAAAAGUAGUUCUACUGAAGAAAUCAGCCCCAUAAAUGUUAAGGAUAUUGGACGUGUUGAUCUCAAAUUAGAAGGUCCAAAUAUGAAAAAAAAAAAAUUGAAUGAUGAAUUGAUGAACCAAAGUGUCAAAAAAAGUUAUUUAGUUAAUUUAAAAGAUAAACUAACUGAUGAACAACGAGAGGUAGUUGACGCUGUUAAUACCAAUAAUAACAUAUUUUUUACUGGUAGUGCAGGAACAGGUAAAUCUUUUUUAUUACGUUACAUUGUGAACACCUUACCACCUGAUGUAACCAUGGUGACUGCUAGUACUGGUGCAUCGGCUUGUCUUAUUGGAGGAGUUACGUUACACUCCUUUGCUGGUAUCGGUAUUGGUGAAUGUACUAUUGAACGAGGUAUUGAAAUGGCCUCUAAAUCAUCAGCUGCACAAGUUUGGCGUAAAUGUAAAAUACUUAUUAUUGAUGAAAUAUCAAUGGUAGAUGGCGAAUACUUUGAAAAACUUGACAAAAUAGCAAAAGCUGUACGCAAACGAGAUGAACCAUUUGGUGGUAUAAAAUUAGUAUUGUGUGGUGAUUUUUUGCAAUUACCUCCCGUAAAACAAGGAAAAUCUAGAUUCUGUUUCCAAACUAAAACUUGGGCAGAGUGUCGUUUUCGUUGUUUCAAUUUGAAGUUUGUUCAUAGACAGUCAGAUAAUGAGUUUGUAAAAAUGUUAAAUAAACUACGCCUAGGAAACAUAGAUCCAGAUACAGCAAUAAAAUUGAAAGCCACAUCAUCAAAUUUAUUAGAACAAAAUGGAAUUGUACCUACACGUCUUUGUUGUCGAACAGCUGAUGCUCAAAUGAUAAAUCAAAAAAAAAUAUUUGAUUUACCUGGCAAAGUAUAUAAAUUUGAAGCUUUUGAUAGUGGUCCAACAAAAGCGUUAGAUGAUCAUACUCCUGUUGCAAAAUCAUUUGUUCUUAAGUCUGGUGCUCAAGUAAUGUUAUUAAAAAACAUAAGUAUAUCAUCAGGGCUAGUAAAUGGUGCUAGAGGAGUGGUCAAAGAUUUUGAUAAAAAUGGUUCUCCUUGUGUCCAAUUUAAAUGUGGUAAUACAGUUACUAUUAAACCUGAAAAGUGGAUAGUCAAAACGCCUACUGGACAAUUUAUUUCAAGGCAACAAGUACCUUUGAAAUUAGCUUGGGCAUUUUCUAUUCAUAAAUCACAGGGUUUAACAUUGGAUUGUGUUGAAAUAUCUUUAGGGAGAGUGUUUGAAGCAGGACAAGCUUAUGUUGCUUUGUCUAGAGCUAAAAGCUUAUCAUCUUUAAGAAUUUUAGAUUUUGACAAGAAACACGUUUGGGCAAAUCCUGAUGUGAUAGCAUUUUAUAAUAAAUUAGAUAGAAUUGUUGAAUCUGAUAAAAUGUAUAUUUUAGGUAAAAAAAAUAUAUAAAAA
This is a messenger RNA of Metopolophium dirhodum (rose-grain aphid), 1875 nucleotides long. It is a transcript of the gene Pif1, whose product is annotated as ATP-dependent DNA helicase PIF1. The coding region runs from base 94 to 1872 and encodes 592 amino acids. Gene Ontology annotation, biological process: telomere maintenance; DNA repair. Lineage: Eukaryota; Metazoa; Arthropoda; Insecta; Hemiptera; Aphididae. Gene Ontology annotation, molecular function: ATP hydrolysis activity; DNA helicase activity. The transcript has 8 exons. The record is from RefSeq and is a predicted model, not a curated record.